This is a messenger RNA of Fulvia fulva, 3225 nucleotides long. RefSeq lists its product as uncharacterized. The coding region runs from base 1 to 3225 and encodes 1074 amino acids. The record is from RefSeq and is a predicted model, not a curated record. The transcript is spliced from 4 exons. Lineage: Eukaryota; Fungi; Ascomycota; Dothideomycetes; Mycosphaerellales; Mycosphaerellaceae.
AUGACGGUACCACAGUCGAAGCUCCGUCGAGCCUUGUCUCGAGCAACGAUGAAGAAGUCCAAACCUACUGCGGAUCCGGAGCCCUCGAGCACGACGCCAGCGCCCGCAAGCUGUGGCGAAGUACAGUCCGCAAACGCCAGCGACAACACAGCGAGCACGGCGGACAACGCGGAUGUAGACUCGAUUGCGGCGAUACUCCGUCGAUCUGGAAGGGCCAGAUCAACUUCUGUGAGAACAUUGUUCAAGAGCAGAUCAGCAGCUUCGUUGGCACCGUCAAUACCGUCCACUGUGAUGAGCAGCAGCAACGACGACUCUGCGACAAAGCGCCGGAUGCAGGGGAGCGAGUCUUCUUUCUCUCAGACUGCCCCCGGGUCUCCGCCUGCUCGACCAACUGUCUAUCCUCUGUCACGCGGCCGCCAUGCAAAGUUUAUACCGCGCAAGCGACGCGAAUCGAAUGUGCCAAUGAUCAAGCCGGAGAUAGCCACGGAGAAGGUGGACAAGCUCAAUUCGCAAGAGUCGGCGCAUGGAAGAGCGCAAGAUGGACCCCGAACAGACCCAGCAGGACGAAAGGCAGCCAGUUCCCUGUCCGUAGCAGAUCGAAUCCUGGGCUUCGAGCGGAGAGGUACACAUAGCGAACUCCCGAAGCCUGUGAAAAGACACAGGCACUCCAAGGCUGUGUACGAUGAAGACGCCGCUGAAGAGUCACCUGGCAAAGACAAAGAGUCGUUGCCGAUUGUCUUUCCACUACACGUGAGAAAGUUCCAGAGACGGGACAGCAAAGCAGCAGCGAUGAUACAGAAACCAGACACACCACUCUAUCGAUCUGCGGCCGAUGAGGGCACGACCAUGCAUCACCCAUCUCCACAACGUGCUAUACCUGCACUAAAGACGCUCCCUGGUACACCUCCGCCUCUUGAAGCGGCUGUAAGCGUGGCAAAGACUGCACUACAGCAGGCGAACGCACAAGCAAGCCUUGCCAAGUCCGCAAUUGAGCAGUCAAGCAAGCAGGCUGACCGACCAUCCGACGCGAGGACCGAGCCAGCAACCUUGACCAGCCAGAAAGCACAGCUGAAGAGGACGAAAAGCAACAAAGUCAUUGAACGUCAACGUGAAAUCGAAGCUCUGUCAGCGAAGAGUGCCACCUCUGCUCCACUGCAGAGAAGCAACACUCAACCCAAAAGCAAGGACCUAGAAGCCGCCAUCCCGACAUCCCGCAUAAACCCCUUCGCCCAUUUCCACGGCACACGAGGCUACUGCGUCCGCCAUGGCCGCAAAUCCAGUCAACGCAGUCCGAAAGGUGCACGCUCGACAAAGGACAUGUGCGAGCGUGGCAGAAAUGACGAGACUCAAUCGAACGCUGAUGCUUGUCCGGAUUGUGUGGCUGAGCUGAAUAUCAAGAGGAAGGAACUGGUUGAGAAGGGAGAUUUUGGGACGGAGAGCUUGGUGGGGAAGGAGUUCAAGGUGAAGAGUGAUGAGAAGAGACAUGAAGAGGAGCUGGCACAGAAAGUUGCGCAGAAGGUACCGUCACCCACGAGCGGCGUGAACCACGAACCGAUGGUGCAACGCCAAAUCGAAACGCAGAACAUUGGUCCAUCGACGAACCAGGCAGACCCGCAGUCGGCAAUGCAGCAAAGGGGUGAGACGCCACAACCGAACGGGCAUGAUCAGACGCAGGUAAUCGACCACGGCAAGUCAGACAUUAAAAACGGUGGAAAGAUGCCCAUUGAAGGAGGACCAGCGCCGGCCAGCCUGCAGGAGCAGCCUCGCAAUAAGAUCGAUCUGCAGAAUCCAGGCCCAAGCCACCAUCUCUCUUGGGACUCUGCAGAGGUCGAGCCACCCAUGUCGACUCGUCGCGCCACGUCCUCUGGCCCACCUUCACAAACCAAAUCUCACACCAGCUCUCACAGCUCAACAUACGCGGCAUCCGAGAAUAACGUCGCUCCCACCCCAGACCUCCAGCCGAGAGCAGUGCACUUCCGAGCAUUGUCGAGCUCCAAGGAACGCGACCAGAGUCACGAUGACGGUAUUGUAGUGCAGCGAGAUCUUGGCGAUGGUCUCGAUGCCAUGAUUUUGGAACGCGGAGGACGUCUUGAGAGGGUAGUGAUGAACUCACGCAAAGGAGGGCCUAUCGCGGAAGUCAUGGCACGAUUGGCAAGAGAGCUGUCGCAGGUUUCGUCGGCGAUCUCGACCACGAACCCGCAGCGGAGGCCCAGGGAGCAUACUGAUGGUAGUCUUGAUGAGAUCAUUGCGAGGCGAAAGUCGGUUGCGGAGCUGGAGCAUUUGCUGAGAGAUGCUGCAGAUGCGCAAGGGACGAAAUUACAUCAUCAGGCUGAUGGGUCUGCUGAGGACAUUGUCAUGAAGAACUUCGCUGGCGAGGGUCCCCCAGAGAGCCCCUUGCUGGAGGAAGAAAAUGAGGAAGACGAGGAAGACACCAUCGAAGAGAUCCUGCAACGCACACCCUCCCAAAUCGAAAGAGCGGCGAUACGUCAAUCCAUUGAACAUGACUACCGCGCUCUGCAAGGAUACCUCGACUCCGCAGCAGCGACUGUGGACAGGCGAUAUCAACCCCAACCCACAGGACUAGGAUACCGAUGGCCGACGCCUCAGCAGUAUCGUUCCCUAUCGAUCCCUACCUCGACCAGAAUGCAGAACCCAAACCUAGGAUCAAGGACGCUGCCGAUCAUGGUCGAGGACGAACACCGACGGGCGGCUGCUCCUUGUACCUCACUUGAACGAGCUUCAACACUUCACAUCACUACCACCUGUACAUCCCCAUCAACCUCCGGGCUCCCUACGCUCCCCUCCCACAUCCUUCGCGCACAGGACAUGACCAGUCCCUCGCCAACGGACAUGGACAUCCCACCAUCACCCUUAUUAUUCACGGCCUCGACGGCGCCAUCCCUGAACACCUCAGCCCUACCAAGUCCGCAGACGCCACAUGCCAUUGAAAGUCCUCCAGCACUCGUACCUUGCGCCCCACAUUCACCUACUGAGACGAGUCCUGGAAUUGCAGUCCGCGUUGCAACGCCGAUGCCUCCUCCGAUGCCGCCGCCCAAGCCAUUGGGAAGUCCCAGCCAGGUAAGAGCGGAUUCGAUGGUGAUUCGACAAGUGAUGAGGAUGGAGAAGAAUAAAGCUGUGCAGGAGGCUGCUGCUGUCGAGAGGGAUACGCGGAGAAGAAGGGCUCUGAAGAAGGAAGGUAAGGAUGGGGAGAAAAUGGCCGAGUGA